CGACGAGGGCAGGCUAGCGGAUAUACGGAGCGCCAGCCUUGCGCACGGCCAGUGCGCUCCUCUCCAAAUGAUCCGGGGGAAAGGGUGUGUAGCAGGCCCCUAACGUCACUCCAGGGGAGUUGCGAGUGAUUUCUGCACUUCCCCAAAAGUUGAGCUGGAGUUUGAUCACUCAAGAGGGCACCGAUGUUCUCCUCGCAGCGCACAUGAUCUCAGCCCGGCCGUCUCCCUUCCCUUCCCUCUUUCUUCGGUGUAUUUAUUAUUUCAGAGAGUUGUCGAGAAUGUGUAGCAGGCAAAGGGAGAAGGAAUGGCAGUGGACAAUUUUCCUAUUAUUUCUGAACUUCCCAUUCACUGACGGCUCUUCGUCCUCUUAUGACUUGUUUCAGCAGUCUGCAUACACUGGAGUGGUGCACAGACACAGAAAUAGGAAUUGGUGUGCCUAUGUGGUGCACAGGAACGUGAGUUGCGCCGUCCAGGGAGGAGUGGAGAGUUUGGAGGAGCCGGUGCUGGCUCCCUGCCCCGCCUACCAGCCGGACUGUGAGCAACAAGUGACGUUUAAAACUCGGUUUCGACCUACAUAUAAAAUUGCCUUCAAGACUGUCACAGAGUUAGAAUGGAGAUGCUGCCCUGGUCACCAAGGACCAGACUGUAAAGAUUUGAAAACAUCUCCCAAACAACAAACUGUGCAGGGAACACAACCUUACCUCCAGCCCAAUCUUGGCUAUACCACCAGACAUACCCAGAGGCCAGAGCGGAGAGAGACAGGGCACCAUGAAGUGAGACACAGUGGGACAGAUAAGGUGCGUCUUCUGGAGGGUGAAGUUCAGCGCCUCUCUCAGACAGUCCUGGACCUCCAGACAGCUUUGACAGGGUUAACUGCCAACCUCCGCACAGACUUGCAGGAGGACACCAACAAGAUGCUGGUUACUCUCCUCAACAAUAUGCGGCCGCCAGACAGUGGCAUGUCUACAGGCAUGGAGGAGAGCCCAGCUGUGCUAGAUGGUCACCAAACUACUAGAGCUGGGUUAGGUGGGGACAGGGGAGUAGAAAACAUAUUGGCCAGGUUGGAUGACUUGAGCAAUGCCCUAAAGAGCAAAGAUGAAGCUUUGGAAGAACUAAGAGGAACAGUGACAAGCCAUGAGGGGCAAAUCAGGUUGCUAAUGGAUGCCUCACAAUCUCAGGCUCCAGCCAUGGUGGAAGGUAGUGCUCCCACUGACCUUGAUGUUCUUCAGACCUACAUUGAUAAUAAGCUUGAGAAGCUUAAGAAGGAGCUAGAUCAGAGUGUGGAGGAACAUAUGAACAAGUUGCAAAGCUCCUGCAAUGACACAAUCCAGACCCUACAAAAGACCUGUGAAGAGGGUCACGAUCAAGGCCUGGUCAGCCUGUCCAAGCUGGUGGACACCAAAGAGGCAGACCUCAGGAAGGAGAUCAGGGAGCUGCGUCUGGACAUGGUUGCUGCAGACGGACCUAUACGGACUCAAAGACAGACUGAUCCAUCCAAACAGGAAGUGGAUCGCAGCGACUACAAAGACUUGUGGCGUGAGAUUGGCCGCAUUGCAGAAGCUCACCGCACCCUGAACGUUCGCAUUGACAACGAGCUGGCCCACCUGUCGGCACCUCAGCUGGAUGAUGAGUAUGGCCCACUCAUUGAGGAGCUAGAGACACGCAUAAACAUCACAGAGCAAAAUUCAGAGCUUCAAUUGUUCUAUAUAGAAGAAAAACUGACACAUACGAUUGCAGACAAAGUAGCAGCACUUCAGCAGACACUGGAUGAGCGUCUGAACAACAUGGAAGACCAGUUCACCAACAUGCUGGUGGAAAUAAGCAAUAACUCAUUCCCUGGGAUUGGGGACUCCAUGGAUGCCAUCCAGGCAGAAGUCAACCAAAACAAGUUCCUCCUCCAAGGCUUGGAGGACAAGGUCAACGCUGUUGGAGAUUUGUGCUCUGCAGGAUGUACAAGUACAGAAGGUGCUGUAAGUACAGACAGUUCUCCUCCUAUAUCAGACAAUCUGAAAAACAUCAUGAAGGAUCUACAACUGGUGUAGGAUGACGUGGAUGUUCUCAACUCAGACGUCAAUAGCAACUCAGACAAGCUGAAGCAACUAGAAGAUUUUAUCAACAGGGAGUCAGUUGGACACCAGAGAAGUGCCAAGACCAUGGAGGACUUUCAAAAGGGAUUAGUCAAUCUCCAAGACAAUGUGAUUGGCCUGGCUGGUGCUGUUAAAGAGUUGGGUGACUCGCUCAGCAAAUACACCCUGGAUCUUCAGAGAGUGAACACAACAUGCUGCCAGGCAGGCAGACCAGCACAGGACUCAAGUUUGGGGAAAGGGGGCAUCUCCAAAUGGGGGGAGCUUAGGAACAGACUCGAUACUCUCAGCAAUCAGAUGUCAUCUGAACUGAGCCGAUGUGAGAGAACACCAGGUGUCACGGACAAAAUUUCGGCUGUAGAUGGACGUGUGACCAGACUUGAAAAGGUGUGCGGAACGAUGGAUGAAAUGUCUGCUGGUGUUGAAAGAAAGGAUGAGCUUGAGAGGCAUGUUGCCGGUCUGAGGGACCGGGUUCACGGGAUGAACGCCACCGUGGGGACUCACACCAGCGACAUCAGAUCACUACAGAGCUCCUUGCAGAGCUUCCAGAAGCAGCUCACUGCGAUGGCAAAGCAGGUUGCCAAGGACACUGCUGCCAAAGAGCCAGGAAUAACCCGAAGACCAGAGAGGCCUAGUUCUUUGCCGGACCCGAAUCAGAACAAACCCAGAAUAACACACAUCCCUCAGAUCCACAUCCCCCUCAUUUUCCCCCACCAGCCAUCUGGCUCCAGGCCAGCUCACAGUCCCCGCCAGCCAGCCAGGCAGCCAACCAGCCCUGUCUGGCCCAACACACACCGGCAGCCCUCCAGCCCCCAACGGCCGGGACAGCCCACGCUGACCCUGGUCCCUAGGAUCCCGGUGGUGGAGACCGGAGAGGCCGGACCCCCUGGCUACUCGCGAAGGGUGACGGUUCGAAGGGGGUCGGAGGACUUGUCGUCCGUGCCCGUGAAAGGAUUCGCUGGAGCUCCAGGCUACCCACCUGCAAAACCCGUGUCGUUCAACCCUCACAUCAACCCAGUUCCUGUAGCUGUGCAGGUCCCCUGGAAGCCGGUUUAUCAGGCUCCAGCAGUGUCACCAGUGUCGUUAGACAGCGGUGCAGAUCCCUUCUCUUUCUCCGCCGGCCUGACUCAGCAGCCCUUCUCCGGAGGCUUCGGCACCAUCCGUUUCAACAGGGUUUUCGUCAAUGAUGGCGGACACUACAGCCCAAACACAGGGAUAUUCACCGUACCGACUGACGGCCGCUACCUGAUCUCUGGUCUGCUGACGGCGAAGCAGGGCGACCGGGUGGAGGCCGUCCUGUCCGUGUCCAAUCGCAGCGUGCAGAGGUUGCAGAGCUCGGCGGGGCCCGGGGCCGGAAGGCACGGGGGUCCGGCCAGGGGAAGCUGCGGCUGUGGGGGCUCCGUGUCCUUCAGCCUGAUCCUGCCCCUGAGGAAGGGAGACCGGGUGGCGCUGGUGAGGACCGCAGGCCAUCUCGCCACCACAGAAGCCAGGGAGAUCCUCUCCACCCUCAGCGCCAUCUUCCUCUACGCACCGCAGGCCCCAAAGAUAGCUGGCGCCGUCCCGACCGACCGACCCCGGCAGAGGACUGGUUUGCUCCCAGUCAGCUGAGCAGAGAUGUCCGAGGCGACAUCGUUUUUGACAGACUUGCUAUGUAUAGUCCUAUGUGUAGAGCAGUUGUGUUGUAGUAGUGCAGCUAUUUUAAAAUGCUGUUCGGUUGUCUGAGGAUGAGGUUUUCCAUCACGAGCAGAGGUGACGUGCGCUCCGUGUUGCGCGAGAACUCAUCACGUCUGCCAUUUUCAGGCGCGGCCAAAGAUCACUGAUAAAAGCAAUAUUAGCAGCUAAUAUAUUUGAUAACCAAUAUGCCUUUUGUAUCUACUGUAUUUUAAAGUUGUGUAAAAAAUGUUUAUAAAUCAUCCUUCAUUAAAUGUUUAUUUUUUAUUUUUAACAAACCAGCUCAGAGAACCGAUAUAUGGUCAUUUAUUGAUGAAGUCAUGCGGGUUUGACAAUAAACAAUGACAAAUCCCA
This is a messenger RNA of Lampris incognitus (smalleye Pacific opah), 4109 nucleotides long. It is a transcript of the gene emilin2a, whose product is annotated as elastin microfibril interfacer 2a. Lineage: Eukaryota; Metazoa; Chordata; Actinopteri; Lampriformes; Lampridae. The record is from RefSeq and is a predicted model, not a curated record. Gene Ontology annotation, molecular function: protein binding.